Messenger RNA from Rhagoletis zephyria (snowberry fruit fly), 1588 nucleotides. RefSeq lists its product as uncharacterized. NCBI's taxonomy places the organism in Eukaryota, Metazoa, Arthropoda, Insecta, Diptera, Tephritidae. The record is from RefSeq and is a predicted model, not a curated record.
ACGAUGCUGAUAUUCCGUCAACAAUGAUUUGGGACGAACACACCGCGAGUAAUGGCGCCAAUGUAAGCAAUUUGUUUGCGUCAUUCUUCAAAAGCAUAUACAGCGAACCUGCUGCACCCGCAGUGUACAAUAUGGAAAGUAUAUCUUACGAUGUUAACAUCUCAGAAUUUGAAGUGCGAUUUGACGACGUAUACCGCCAAUUGACACUUUUGAAUAUCAACAAAGGCGCUGGGCCUGAUCGUAUACCUAACAUUUUCCUUAGAAACUGCGCUAUUGGUCUAUGUGAACCAAUCACACACAUCUUCAGCAAAUCGGUUGAAACAGGUCACUUUCCCACAAUGUGGAAGUUGUCAUAUAUAAACCCCAUACAUAAAUCGGGCGAAAGGGCACACGUAAACAACUAUAGGCCAAUAUGCAUCCAAUCGUCACUUGCUAAACUGCUGGAGAAGAUCGUUCUACCACAAAUAACCUUUCCAUUUAAACACAUUAUAACUUCGAGGCAGCAUGGAUUCUUCGGUGGGAGAUCUACGUCCACGAAUCUCUACCUCUACAUCAACUACAUUCUCAAUGCACUUAACCACGGCCAAGACGUACACUCAACGAAACUCAAAUCCGAGUUCUUAUUAUAUGCGGAUGAUAUGAAGCUAUUCAGAGCAGUAGGCGGUAAUCACGACAUAGACAUUAUAGAGAGGGAUAUUUUAGAAAUUGAAAAUUGGUGCACAACAAAUAAGCUGCAUCUGAAUAUACAAAUAUGUGCUGUCAUGUGUUUCUCUCGACGUCUUAAUAAAGUUAGCGCUAAUUAUUCCUUGCGUGGUCAAACUGUGAAAAUAGUCAACUCAAUUAAGGAUCUGGGUGUGUAUGUGGAUGAUAGACUCUCCUUCUCAGAGCACAUUAACCACAUUUCUGCACGAGCAUAUCGUGCGCUUGGAUUCAUAUGUAGAAGUGGGAAAGAGUUCAGGAACCAUAGAACACUCCUCAGACUAUUUUCUACCUUCGUGCAGCCGAUACUUGAAUAUUGCUCCAUUGUCUGGGCACCAUUUACCGAGCUCCAAAUAAACAACGUCGAAAAAGUGCAACGUAAGUUUUGUAAGUUCCUGCUGUAUCACUCCCAAGACGGAAGCUGUGUAAAUACGAGUGAUAUAUACAACAGGUACAAUAUAAAGACCUUAUACAGCAGAAGGCAAAUAGCGGAUCUAUCCUUUUUUUAUAAGGUCGUAAAUGGGUUGAUAGAUUCCCCAGAAAUACUGGAGCAGUUCAGGUUCAUCGGCUCUAGAGCUGAUCUUCGAUCGAGACGACUGCUAGAUGUUACGCAAUCUAACCGGAACUAUAUCGCCUAUGGACCGUACAACAGAAUAGCAAGCUUAGUCAACCGACAUGCACCAAGUGUUAAUUUCUUUGGAGGUUCUCACGCUGGUCUCAUUCGUGUUCUAAAAUCAGUUCUUUGAGUUAUACAUAUGUACUCAUUCGACAUCUAUUUAUAAUUUUUGCAAUUGAUAAUUAUUGUUAACUAUUUACGUUUUUAAAUUGGUACAAAAUUUUACUUUUUUAUUAUGUGUAAAGCCGAUUGGCGUUUAAAUAAAUAAAUAAA